AUGUCAUCUGCAAGAAACUAUCAGACACCUGCUGCCGCAGAGCAACAGGGCAGGCCGCGAGCAAAGUCGAAUUUCAGUUUCCAUUCCCGCAAGAGCAGUGGCAGCAACGGCCAGAACAGAUUUGAUCUUCACGAAUCGCACGACGAGAAGGAAGCGAAACGUCUCCAGACUAAGGCAGAUCCCCAGAUGGCGCUUACGGAGGCAGAACCUUCUAUGGUUGCAAGAGAACAGUCCUCACUAGCAUCUAUUCGAGCAAUUCAACAUUUGGACAAUUACGGAAACCCAAUAGCUGAUCCUGAUCGAUCGAAUCCUACACGAAGCCGAUGGGAGAGACCUCUUGAUACCAUUCGUGCGUUUGAAGCUGCCAUCGAUGGUAACCAUUCACGUAGAUCAUACGCCCGCACAGAGUCGGACAGACACUCAACUUACGACCGUCGAACCAGUCACUAUGGAGGAACCCAAGUCACCACAGACGGCCGUCCUAGGAAUAGCUAUGGUGGACGUUCACCGUCGCACAGACCGGACAAUAAUGCAGAUGGGAGGAUCAACGGGAUGACCAGACCUGACAGUUACUAUCAAGAUAGGGGCUACACCGGACCUGCUAACGGUUAUCAACCCAACUAUGCUCGGUAUCCCCGGACAGCCUCUGAGCCGCAUUUCAUCAACAACAACAACCACAACAACCACAAUAACGGUGUUUACCCAAUUCCAGGAACUCAACCGUCUUACGAGACUGUUGCAACCGUUUCAGGAAGUGGCAUGUCAGAUCCAGAAGGCUAUCUGACCGAGAAUAGCUCAGUGGAUCGCAUUUCACCAAUGUCCGCGAAGGAGCCAGUUGAAACAUAUAGUUCCUACGCACCCCCAGGCAGUGGCCUGCAAGAGCAGCAACAUGGCGCCAGUGGAUUCCCGCCUCAAGACCGUCCAGUACCUCCUCGGAAGGAGAGCGUGAGGAGAUCGCCUAUCAAGCUCGGAAAGUCUAACGCCAAUGUCAAUGCCAGCCCACCUCCAUCGAAUAACCCCCAGCGACCUGCAGCAGAGAAGAGAAGAUCAUGGUUUGGGAAAAGGUUCAGCAAAGGUUAG
Molecule: messenger RNA, 1080 nt
Organism: Drepanopeziza brunnea f. sp. 'multigermtubi' MB_m1
Lineage: Eukaryota; Fungi; Ascomycota; Leotiomycetes; Helotiales; Drepanopezizaceae
Source: RefSeq, a predicted model, not a curated record